Molecule: messenger RNA, 2959 nt
Organism: Pseudonaja textilis
Lineage: Eukaryota; Metazoa; Chordata; Lepidosauria; Squamata; Elapidae
Source: RefSeq, a predicted model, not a curated record
AUGGGCUUUGGUAAGAAAUUUAUCAAAGCCAUUGAAAUAAUAUACCAUGAACCUACUGCAAAGGUGAUGGCUGCUUUCAUCCGUGAUGUUAUGAUGCCCGGAGAGUGGGAUGUGUGUGUGACCUCCUAUGAAAUGGUCAUUAAAGAAAAGUCGGUUUUCAAAAAAUUUAACUGGAGGUAUCUGGUGAUAGAUGAAGCUCAUCGGAUAAAAAAUGAAAAAUCCAAGCUAUCAGAGAUUGUCCGUGAAUUCAAGACAACGAAUCGCUUGCUCUUAACAGGAACCCCUUUACAGAAUAAUCUUCAUGAACUGUGGGCACUGCUCAAUUUCCUUUUACCAGAUGUCUUUAAUUCUGCAGAGGACUUUGACUCGUGGUUUGAUACUAAAAAUUGUCUUGGUGAUCAAAAACUCGUGGAAAGACUUCAUGCUGUUUUGAAGCCGUUUCUGCUACGGCGCAUAAAAGCUGAAGUGGAAAAAAGCUUGCCUCCUAAAAAAGAAGUAAAAAUUUAUCUGGGCCUCAGCAAAAUGCAGAGGGAAUGGUAUACCAAGAUCCUGAUGAAAGAUAUCGAUAUCUUAAAUUCAGCUGGCAAAAUGGACAAGAUGCGGUUGUUGAACAUUCUGAUGCAGCUGAGGAAAUGUUGUAAUCACCCGUACCUGUUCGAUGGUGCUGAACCAGGCCCUCCUUAUACCACUGAUACUCAUUUAGUGACCAAUAGUGGCAAAAUGGUUGCCCUGGACAAAUUACUAUCGAAACUCAAAGAACAGGGUUCCAGAGUUCUUGUUUUUAGCCAAAUGACUCGCUUACUGGAUAUUUUGGAAGACUACUGCAUGUGGCGAGGUUAUGAAUAUUGUCGCCUGGAUGGGCAAACACCGCAUGAGGAGAGAGAGGAAGCAAUAGAUACCUUUAAUGCUCCAAACAGUAGGAAGUUUGUUUUUAUGUUGAGUACAAGAGCUGGAGGCCUGGGGAUUAAUUUAGCAACAGCUGAUGUUGUGAUCCUCUAUGAUUCAGACUGGAACCCACAAGUUGAUCUGCAAGCGAUGGAUCGUGCUCAUCGGAUUGGUCAAAAAAAGGCCGUGCGGGUAUUUCGGCUUAUCACUGACAACACUGUUGAAGAGAGAAUAGUAGAAAGAGCCGAGAUAAAACUGAGGCUGGAUUCAAUUGUUAUUCAGCAAGGAAGGCUUAUCGAUCAGCAGUCUAACAAACUAGCAAAAGAUGAAAUGUUGCAAAUGAUCCGUCACGGAGCAACACAUGUCUUUGCUUCCAAAGACAGUGAACUGACUGAUGAAGACAUUACUACUAUUUUAGAAAGAGGUGAAAAAAAGACAGCUGAAAUGAAUGAACGUUUGCAAAAAAUGGGUGAAAGCUCUCUUCGGAACUUCACAAUGGACACUGAAAUGAGUUUGUACAAUUUUGAAGGGGAAGAUUAUAGAGGGAAACAAAAGCUGAGCAUGAUGGAAUGGAUCGAGCCUCCAAAACGAGAACGCAAAGCCAACUACGCGGUGGAUGCCUAUUUUAGGGAAGCUCUCCGUGUCAGUGAGCCUAAAAUCCCAAAGGCUCCGCGACCGCCCAAGCAGCCAAAUAUUCAAGAUUUCCAAUUCUUUCCACCGCGGUUAUUUGAACUUCUUGAAAAAGAAAUCCUCUAUUAUCGGAAGACAAUAGGCUAUAAGGUCCCCAGGAAUCCUGACCUUCCGAAUGCAGCUCAGGUGCAGAAGGAGGAACAGCGGAAGAUUGAUGAAUCGGCUCCUCUUUCUGCCGAAGAGGCCGAAGAGAAAGAACGGCUGCUCACCCAGGGUUUUACAAACUGGAACAAAAGAGACUUCAAUCAGUUUAUUAAAGCUAAUGAAAAAUAUGGCCGUGACGAUAUAGAUGAUAUUGCCCGUGAGGUGGAAGGAAAGUCACCUGAGGAAGUUAUCGAGUAUUCAGCUGUAUUUUGGGAACGUUGCAAUGAACUCCAGGACAUUGAGAGGAUCAUGGCUCAGAUUGAAAGAGGAGAAGCCAGAAUACAGAGGAGGAUUAGCAUCAAAAAAGCACUGGAUGUCAAAAUUGCAAGGUAUAAAGCCCCUUUCCAUCAGCUGCGAAUUCAGUACGGAACCAACAAAGGCAAAAAUUACACAGAAGAGGAAGAUCGGUUCUUGAUAUGCAUGUUGCAUAAAAUGGGAUUCGAUAAAGAGAACGUUUAUGAAGAGCUAAGGCAGUGUGUGCGCAACGCACCCCAGUUCCGAUUUGAUUGGUUUAUUAAGUCCAGAACUGCCAUGGAACUCCAGAGACGGUGUAAUACACUCAUAUCACUCAUUGAAAAGGAAAAUAUGGAAAUUGAGGAAAAAGAGAAAGCUGAAAAGAAGAAGCGAGGAACCAAGACACCAGUGUCUCAAAAAAGAAAAGCCGAAGCUGCUACAGAAAACUCCGGAAAAAAAGAUGCCAAGAAAGCAAAGACGUAAAACAGAGAAACAGUCUCCAACUGGAAAAAAAUAUAUAUUUUCCUCUCUAACCCAUGUUUUUGAUGCUGUCUGUGUAUUCCUAGUACUGUCCCCCUCAAUUCCUCGUGGUUUUAAUUUUUUGCAAAUCUGUAUUUUUUACAAUGCCUUCCUUUACCUAUUGAGUAGUUUAAUAUUUUAUGCAUUCCAAUAUUUUUGUGCACUUGUACUUUGUGAUAUUUCUCAUGUCUUCAGCAAAAUUUACUCGGUCCUUGUUCCUCUAAAGAUUGUGCUGAGUUUUUUUAGCUUUCAUGUUUUAUAUGCUGCUGCUUUCACACGAACGAACUUCCCCAUUGAUUCUAUAGUUGUAUUAUUGUUUGCUACUUUAUAUAAUUGUGGAGAACUAAAUGGAAUUAAAAUAGCCUGAGGUGAAAGACACAUUUAAUGUUGUCUGCUCAUUUUCAAUUCUUUUUCAGCUACAGCUUUUGAUAUUUUAAAAGAGCAGUUAAAGAAUUGUCUGCAAGGAUAUCAAAAAAAUUUAAUUUUU